AUGAGAAAUUGUAAUAAAUCAGAUAUCAUUUGUAAAGACAAUUCAGAAAAAAGAUACGAAGAAGAAUCAAGAAGAAGAGUUAAUGAUAAAUCAGCUAGUCUGUCAAAUAUCAAAGGUUCUGAUUAUAAUGUGACCGGUCUAUCCAACAUCAAAAAGAGUUUCAGCUGUGAUGAUAAUCUAUCAAACAAAUAUUCAUAUCAAUCAUACUUCAAAACUGGUGAAAUUAUCGAUAAUGAAUCAUACUAUAAAGCUAAUGAAAUUACUAAUAAUGUAGUUUCUCUUGAUUCUGAUACUUCAGAUGAAGAAAUGAAUACUCAUAAAUUCUUACGAGAUUAUAUUGAUAAAGUAUUUAAUGAACAUCCAGAUCCACUCGCUAAAGAAAUCAUAUUUAUGUCAAUGAACAUUAUAUUAUUGGUGAUGCUCUAUUUAGGACUCCUAAUUAGACUCUUUCCAGAUAUAAUAGUCAUUUAA
Funneliformis mosseae is the source of this 471-nucleotide messenger RNA. The record is from the annotation of a GenBank genome assembly. Lineage: Eukaryota; Fungi; Glomeromycota; Glomeromycetes; Glomerales; Glomeraceae.